AAAACAUCCUUGUAGCCUUUUCUUCAAAUUCUUGUCACAAGGUUUUUAUCAAUCCCUUUAAGCGGACAUACCCGCUGCGAAACUGUUUAAAUACUCCUCCUCUACAACUGACCGUCCAUCGUCCUCUCCCUUCGUAUUCCGUCUUACUUCUCGUACUAUAAUUCCCAAUGCACGCUGUGCCACUGAUCAACCACCCGUGCACCCUAUGCUGCCGGCCCACUUCUAUGUGGUGCAGCCGUUGCCAAAGUGCCUGGUAUUGCACACCCGAACAUCUCAAUAGUGACUGGCCCCGACAUCGGAAAGAAUGCAUGCCGGCCCAGAACGCAUCCGGCGGUUACAGCUUGAACAUGAUCGCGACACCACCUCCAGCAGAGCCACAGUAUAUAACUGUCUCUGCGAUUCUAUUUGACCCGGUGGAGGAGCGUCCACGAAUAAUCUCUGUGACUUGCCGGCCGUCACAUAAGCCUACGGAGGGCAUCUGCCCGGUCCCUAUGGUACACAAUCACUUCCCUGAUGGCCUCUCAGAAGGCAUCGUUCUCACCCAGGGUUUAAAUGGCGAACCGUUGAGAUUCCCUUUGCAUCUCUGGUACUCCCCUACUGCCCUCCAAAAAUCAUCUCCUGUAAAUCGCGCCAUCUACCAUAUAACAUCUGGUGCUGCUCCCAAGGCGUGGUGCGGAGCAGUCAUCGUCUUAAAAUUCAAUGGAUCUCGGAGGCAGGGCUACGCUGAUGCAGGUUCUAAUGACCUUCCAGCACUGUCGGCUUAUUUUCUCGCUUACAAGUAAAAAAGUGUGAGUGCCGUCUACAUCUAUUACAGGACUGUAUGUUGAUCAAACAUGCAGUGUCACGAUUUAUUCGAGUAGAUAUCGCGGCAUCACCUUCAAUCUUCCUUCUUGUACAUAUCUUUUUCUGUAGCAUACUUAUUGUUAUCGAUCUCUCCCGCUAUCCUCGCAUCACGUUUAUCUAUCCGCCUGUUUCAUAAGUAGAAAAUAGACGAAACACUAAUGCACAUCGUAACCU
Molecule: messenger RNA, 1017 nt
Organism: Desarmillaria tabescens
Lineage: Eukaryota; Fungi; Basidiomycota; Agaricomycetes; Agaricales; Physalacriaceae
Exons: 3
Coding region: 168-782 (204 amino acids)
Source: RefSeq, a predicted model, not a curated record